Messenger RNA from Epinephelus lanceolatus (giant grouper), 914 nucleotides. Its product is annotated as lipopolysaccharide-induced tumor necrosis factor-alpha factor homolog. Lineage: Eukaryota; Metazoa; Chordata; Actinopteri; Perciformes; Serranidae. Gene Ontology annotation, molecular function: zinc ion binding. The record is from RefSeq and is a predicted model, not a curated record. Gene Ontology annotation, cellular component: cytoplasmic side of lysosomal membrane; nucleus; cytoplasmic side of late endosome membrane.
GAGACAGUAAUUUGCCAGCACUCUACAUCAGCAGCAGCUUUCACACAUCUCUGCACACUGACUGCAGCACCCCACCAAGCACAAUGGGAGAUAGUGAAACCAACCCACCUCCCUACUUAGGUGACGUGCCUCAGAGGCCGGUGUCAGUUUACCACGUCCACACCCCAUUCACCCCUCCCGAAAGCACAGCGGGGAGCGCGAAUGCCACGCCAGUGUACACCAGCGGAGGAGGCAACCUCAGAGAUGGAGAUGGCAAAAAGAGAUUUGUGAGCUACGAUGGGGCGCUGGGGGAUUCUCCCGGCAUGACAACCUGCACCUCCUGCCAGCAGCAGGUCAUGACCAAUGUCACCUACAAAGCAGGGACCUAUGCCUGGCUGAUGUGCCUACUCUUCAUCUGCUGCGGGUUAGUCCUGUGCUGCUGCCUGAUUCCCUUCUUCAUGAAUAAGUUCAAGGAUGCGUACCACACGUGCCCCCGCUGCAACAAAGUGCUGCACGUUGAAAAGAGAAAAUGCUGUAAAUGACCAACAUGAGGGCAGAAAUGGAGCCAUAGAAAUAAGAAAUAACAUCCUGUUACCUUUGUCUUAUCAGCUGCACCAUUUUUAUGAAACUGACAGAGAAAGGUCACAAUUUAAGUGUAAAUUAUUUCUAUGGAUGAGCCACUGCGUUGGCCAAAGUAAAUCAAACAUCAUAUAAUUAGGAAACAGACUGGGAGUCGUUGUGUUGUCAGAGCUUAUAUAUUAUGUGCUCACUUUUUUUUAUUAUUAUUAUUAUUAUUAUAUCAAGCACACCCCAUGCACUUUUUGGGAGCCGUUUUAUUUUUGUCUCAUUCCAACAGAAAACAAUCUUUCCUUAUUUUCCUUUUCAGAAACUUGUUAAAAAUGAAGGACUGUAAAUAAAGUUGAUCAAAUACUUUA